This is a messenger RNA of Helianthus annuus (common sunflower), 1899 nucleotides long. Its product is annotated as protein HEADING DATE 3B. Lineage: Eukaryota; Viridiplantae; Streptophyta; Magnoliopsida; Asterales; Asteraceae. Gene Ontology annotation, biological process: regulation of photoperiodism, flowering. Bases 1 to 1899 code for a protein of 632 amino acids. The transcript is spliced from 4 exons. The record is from RefSeq and is a predicted model, not a curated record.
AUGGGGAAUGUAAAAGAUGAAGGGAAGAAAAUGGAUCCUUUGUUUCCGAGGCUUCAUAUUAGUGAUGCCGAUAAAGGAGACCCGAGAACACCUCCAAGGAAUAAAAUGGCUAUAUCUCAACAGUUUAAUGUACCCUCACAAAGCGGACAAAGGUUUGUUUCCGGAUCUGUGUCACCGGUUUUACCUCUUUCUACCAACAAUGGUAAUCGUUUGGGUCCUAGCACAUCAUCUUCUUAUCAUGAUGCAAACUACAAAAGAAGUAUGCUUUCGUCUUUUGGGCGGUCAUGUGGAUCAACAAGAAUGGCUACAAGACUCGAUUCUUAUCACUCAAGUGGUAUCAAUUUGAAUAUAUCAUUAACAACCGUUAAACAAACGAUAGAAACUACUAAUUGUCAAACCUUAUGCAACACUGGACAUCCAAAACCUCAAGAGUUUAGAACUACAAGGAACAACACUAUAGUCAAGAAGCUUGAAUAUGAAGAUGAUUACCUGGUUCCAAGUUUUACAUUUGGGAACGCCCAACACGAUACAAAUAGAGGGAGUUUCAGCACAAAUGUUUAUCAAAAGCAAUUGAAAAUAACCGAUAAAGAGAUCACCCAUGAAAAUAAACAAAACACUAUGACAUCUAAAGACAUUGCUAGAGAACCCAUGCCAUGUUAUAAUUCUGAUAGAGGUCGGUUUUCAGAAAUGUUAAACGAAGAUGUGUCUCCCUCAAUAAAGAAAAGGAUCUUGAUAGAUGAACCACAAACGUCCCAUGAUCCCAGUACUAGGUUGCCACUUAAAAGAAAAGGUUUUCAAGAAAACAUGGUCUACAAAGAUGGUACAAAAAAUAUAUGGACUUUUCUCGGAGAUAAUAGAAAAGUUGAUAGGGAUACUCAUGAAGCUCUUGCUACUGUUAAUAAAAGUGAAGAAGAUCAUGGCUUUUUACAUUUAGGAGAUGCUCGGAAAACUACCAACAGAUUAGAGACAAACUUUCUUUCAGGAUUUAAUAUAAACCCCGGGGAAGUUUCACAAAUAAUCGGUCCAGAACAAUAUUGCAUAGCAAGACGAACAAUUAUUCAACAACAAAGAGUUUUCCAGUCACAACUCUUCGAGUUGCAUCGAUUAAUAAAGGUACAAAAAAUACUAGCAGAAUCACCUGAUCUUUUGAUAGAAAAUAGUUUUUACAAACUAAAGAAGUCGCCAUCUGAAGACAUGUUCCCACAUCUUUUUCAUCGGAAACAAAACAAUGAUACCGGAAAAAUAUACAACCCGAAUUUAGUAGACCUCCCACCGCCACCACCACCACCACCACCGACUAUCAACGGUGGCAAACAACCACCAUGGUGCUUCCUUCCAACACCUCCACCAGGAAACCAAUGGUUGGUGCCUGUUAGGUCACCAUCUGAGGGACUAGUUUACAAACCCCUCGCCGGAGCUUCUCCACCACCUCUCGGCCUCAUGCCACCAGUGUAUGGCAUGAGCCUAACACCCUCAAAUGCGGACUUCCUCACCAAUGGUUAUAAUAUUCCAACAUCUUACCAACAAGGAAUCAGUGUAUUUCCGAGCACUUCCCUUUUAACAUCAUAUGGAUUUCCAGCGAUAACCAAACAUAUUAGUUCUCCAGCGAUCGAUGACAGUGUGAACUAUAGCAAAAAUAGUAAAACCGCGUGUAAUAUAGAGAGUGAUUUGCAGGGAAGUAGUGGAAGCAGCUCUAAUGAAAGAAAAAAAGGAGAUGAACUUCCUCUUUUUCCAACCACACCGAUGGCUCAAACUUCUGAUCAAUGUACAGAACGAAAGCAGGGAUCUAAUGAACGGAUAAAAGUGAUCAAAGUUGUACCACAUAAUCCGAAAUUGGCAUCUGAAUCAGCUGCUCGUAUAUUCCAGUUCAUACAAGAGGAAAGGAAACAUAAUGAAUAG